Molecule: messenger RNA, 3668 nt
Organism: Humulus lupulus (European hop)
Lineage: Eukaryota; Viridiplantae; Streptophyta; Magnoliopsida; Rosales; Cannabaceae
Exons: 8
Coding region: 250-3441 (1063 amino acids)
Biological process (GO): proteolysis
Molecular function (GO): cysteine-type peptidase activity
Source: RefSeq, a predicted model, not a curated record
AUAAUACACCGUAUAAAGCAAAAAAAUUUGAAAUAUACGGUUGCCUACUUUUAUACGGUUUUUUAUUUCAAAUAUACGGUUUUUUAUAAAGUCUUUUUUUCAAAUUUCAAACCCCGAAGUUUUUUUGUAUUCUCUUUCUCUUUCAUCUGUUUCAUUCUCCGUUUCUCAUUUUUUCUUUGGCCGAGUCCGAAAACCUAACUGAGUUUCUUCAUUUUUUUUCAAAAUCGUUUGGCAUUGACUGGUUAAACAAUGGUUGUCACUCGUGCGGGGUCUGCAUCUCCUGCUCGGUCGGGUGCUGCGUUCUCUGGCCCAGCAUCCUCGAAGCAUUCCGACGAUCAAGAGUCUUCCGAAACGAAGGGGAAACUUCUGAAGAGUAAUCUUUCUCCUUUGUCUAAAGGGAAAGCUGUUUUGAAGUAUUCAUUGGAUUCUCCCCUUCCUAAUGUGAUCGAGGAUGAUGUUGGUGGUUCAAAUGAGUUGAAGGAGGGCGACAUGCAUGCGAGUGUUGACUUAAUUGGGAAAAAGUUGAAGCGAAAACAUGUUGCAUUGUCAAAGAGCAAAGUCAGUGCGAAGAAAUCUAAGAAACUAUCUAUUGAAGGUUCUAGUCGAGUAAAGUGCAAGGCUAACAGAAAAAUUGCGAAGAAGAAUGUUGGUUUACUGGAUAAACCGAAGCAUAUGGAAUGUUUUAUCAAACAUGAGGAUCAUUAUAGAGCAAGAGUCAAUUUUCACUGUGGUUUUGAGAAGAUCAAUGUGAUCUCAGAAAAAUUGACUGACUCUCAAAAGGUUUUGUUUAGUAAGACUUGCUUUGGUCAUUUUCUAAACCUUAAAUCUUAUGCUAAUCAAGCUAAAUUGGUUCACCAUGUUUUGUUGAGAGAAGUUAACCAACCAAACUUAAAUGAAAUGUGGUUUAAAGUUUGUGGAAAGCUGAUUAGGUUUUCUUUGGGUGAAUUUGGGUUAUUGUCUGGGUUAAAUGUGUUUGGUGAUAUUGAUAGAGGUGGAAUUAAGAAUAGUAAUCCUAUUGGAUUGUAUUCGAAAUUUUUUGGUGACCAUACAAGGGGCAUUUCAAGAAUUAUUGUUGAAGAAAGGUUUAAGGCUGCCAAUUUUGAUAAUGAUGAUGAGGCUGUUAGGAUGGCUGUACUUUACCUGAUCACUAACUUUUUGUAUGCUUGGCAAAAAGAGAAGAACAUUGAAAAAACUGACUUGUAUCUUUGUGAUAGUGGUGGUUUUAAUCAUUUUCCAUGGGGAAAGGAUAUUUUUAAUGUGACUCUCUCAUCUUUGAGAGAUGCUUUAAGGGAAAAUGAAGUUGUUAUUACUCGGCAAGGUUCUUACCCAACCUAUAAGUUGAAUGGUUUGCCAUUUGUUUUCCAAGUUUUCAUUUACGAAUCAAUUCCUAGUUUAGAGGGAACUUAUUGUGAGAAGGUUAGUUGUGGUCUGCCUAGGAUUAUAAAUUGGUCAUCUGUUGCAAUCCCAUCUCAUAAGGAGCUUGAGAGGAAUGUGUUUUCAUUACAUAAGACCAAAAUUGUUAAAGUUUUGCCCACUGAUGAAGAGAACAAUGCCUUCAAGCUUGAAGGUUUUUUCCAGUGCAACAAGGAUAUGAAUGUUGCUGAUUUUGAGGAUGAUGAUUUUGUUGCUCCUCCAAAGAAACCAACCAGUGAGGCUCCUUCCUCAUCAUAUGUUCCUUGUGUGACAUUUGGUUUUUCUGAUAUGAAAAUUAUUGUGGAUGAAUGUCAGAAGAAGUGUAACAUUAUGUCUAAGGAAAUUGCAUUUUUAAAGUCUGCUAGUGAAUCUAGACAUAGGGCAUUGAUGGAGAUGUUGGUUAAUCUGAAAAACGAUCAAGAUUUAAAACACAAGGCAGUUAUGGAAAUGUUAGGUGAGUUGAGGCCAAAAUCAUGUGGUAUUAAUGAUGAUAUUGAUCAUGUUGAUGUUGGUUUUGUGGGAGCUGAUGUUGGUGAUACUUCUGGUGGUGGUGGUGUUUCAAAGGAAAAGGAUAAGUUUUUUGAGAAUGAAAGUUUUACCCAAGUUUUUGAUGAAUGCAUUCAAGCAAUGCAAGAAGAUGCUGCUGGAGAUAUGGUAAUUGCAGAUGAUAAGAAUGAUACAGUAAAUGAGAAUGAGAAGACUACUGGGAAUGAUGUUGAAGAAACAAUGAAUAUUGUCAAACCUCAUGAUGAUGUAGCUGAUGUUGUUAAAGAUCUAGAAGAAGAGGCUCAUAUUUUUAACAACAUGAAUGUGGAGAUUUUUGAUAAAGUUGUUCAUGCAGCUGUUGGUGAUUUGGCAAAGAAAAAGGAAGUUAUUAUGGCAACACCCAUUGCUGGUUCUUUGAUGAAUCCAGUAGUUGUGUCUACUCCUGUUGUUGGCAAAAGGAAUCCAAAGCCUGCUACAGUUUUGCAAUCUCCUUUUGUUAACCAAUUUGGAUCAUCUUCUUCUAAGGAUAUGAAACAUUUGGAGGUUGUGAAGUCUAAAAGGAAGGUUGUGGGACGAUAUGCUUUUGGAGACAAUCUUUUUGAUCUGCCUAAUCAAAUUGACCAAGACUCUUUUAACAAGUGGUUUUCUCUGGGGCUGAGAAAAAAUAAUAAGUAUAAGAAAUUUGAUGAUAAUAAUAGUAUCAUUAAGGAGCCAUUUCAGUUUUGUGUAACUGAGAUUGAGAGAAAAAUUUGGUUUUAUGAUUUAGUUAAAGAUGGGAGGGAUUUGGACAAUGAGCAUAUUAAUGUGGCAUUUUAUUACCUUAGAAAAAAAGCCAAGUAUUGUGAGUUGAUAAAUGUUAGAGUUACUACUACAGAUAACUCUUUUGAUCAAGUUAUCACUUCUCUGUAUGAUGUGUAUCUGUCAAGUGACUGUGAUCGAUCUGUUAUAUCGCAUAACAGUGUUAUUUUUGAGUAUAUUUGUGGUUAUAAAAUGCUUUGUAACACCCCUUGGUCGCUAGUAGAUUUCAUUUUAUUCCCUAUUAAUAUGACUGUUGUUGGCUGUAAUCAUUGGAUUCUUGGGGAGUUCAACGUGAAGCAGAGAUUUUUUAAAGUCUACAACUCAAUGAGGAAUAGAGUUAUGGAUAAGAAAGUGUUGAAAGUUGUUGAAGCAUAUUCUACUUUGUUGCCCUUGUUUCUUUCUUUAAAUAAUUUUUAUGAGUCAAGGGAAGAUAUUGAUCUAAAUGCACAAGCAUUCAAGGGCAUUGAUAUGUGUCACCCGUUGGACAUUGUGUUUGAUGAUGAGGUUCCACAACAGAGUAACAACGAUUGUGGGAUUUUUAUCAUAAAGUUUGCUGAAUUUCUUAUGCAUGGACUUAUUGAAAAUAUCCCCAAUCCUCUGAAUGUUAGUUUCCAGAGAAACAAAAUUGCAGUCGAGCUAUAUGUCCAUGCUAAAAGAAAGAAAGAUGAAGGCUAUCUAUCUGAUGGGGAGUUCAGAGGAAGAAUGAGCAAGAAGAUGUUGAAUGUUAAUGCAAUGGAAGUAUGAGAGCAUCAAAGUAGUUAACAUUUUGGCUUUUAUCUUGUAAAGAAGAUACAUACUUAUGGCAAGAUAACUUUUGUGUCUUUGUUUUGCAAACUUUCAAGCAAGUAUCAUGUUUGAAUAUUUUGAAUACUGUGGCAUAUCAUUGAAUUUUGAUAUUAGCCCUUUUUUAUGAGGAAUGUUGUACAGAGGUGUCUCAAGUUUGUAACUUGAGUUCACAACUUUAUUUUUAU